AUGGUUCUGGUGGCUGGAACAUCCGGGAUCAAGGCGCCCACAGAUUCAGUGUCUGGGUGCAAGAUCAAGGCUCUGCGCGCCAAGACGAACACGUACAUCAAGACUCCGGUGCGCGGGGAGGAGCCGGUCUUCAUCGUGACGGGCCGCAAGGAGGACGUGGAGAUGGCCAAGCGCGAGAUCCUCUCGGCGGCCGAGCACUUCUCCCUGAUACGCGCCACACGCAGCAAGGCCGGCGGGCUGCCCGGCGCCACCCAGGGCCCGCCCAACCUGCCGGGACAGACCACCAUCCAGGUGCGCGUGCCCUACCGCGUGGUGGGGCUGGUGGUGGGGCCCAAGGGCGCCACCAUCAAGCGCAUCCAGCAGCGGACACACACGUACAUCGUGACGCCGGGGCGCGACAAGGAGCCGGUGUUCGCCGUCACGGGCAUGCCCGAGAACGUGGACCGGGCGCGCGAGGAGAUCGAGGCGCACAUCACGCUGCGCACGGGCGCCUUCACUGACGCUGGCCCUGACAGCGACUUCCACGCCAACGGCACCGACGUCUGCGUGGACCUGCUCGGGGCGGCCGCCAGCCUCUGGGCCAAGGCCCCCAACCCGGGGCGACGGCCCCCAACGGCCACAGCCAGCCUCCGCGGGGACAGUGCCCUGGGCGCCCCCAGCGCCCCCGAGACCUUCUACGCAGGCAGUCGCGGGGGACCACCUGUGCCAGACACAGGCCCCCCCAGCCCCUAUGGUGGCUCGGGCAACGGGGGCUUCACCUUUGGCGGGGAUAGCCCCGCUGCACCCACGGGGACGGGCGCCCCUGAGGACUGUGACUUUGGUUUCGACUUCCUGGCGCUGGACCUGACCGUGCCUGCGGCGACCACCAUCUGGGCUCCCUUUGAGCGGGCCGCCCCCCUGCCCGCUUUCAGCAGCUGCUCGGCCGUCAACGAGGCCCCAGUGCCACCCGCCGCAGGUGCCCGGCGCAGCAGUGGGGCGGGCACCCCGCGCCACUCCGCCUCUGAAAGCAGCCGCAAACCCUCGACGGCGCCCACGACACCCGCGGCCCCGGCGCCACCCGCCGUGGACCCCGCUCCGGCCCUGGCGCGAGAGUGUGUGGUGUGCGCCGACGGCGAGGCCAUGGCCGCGCUGGUGCCCUGCGGCCACAACCUCUUCUGCAUGGACUGCGCCGUCCGCAUCUGCGGCAAGAGGGAGCCCGAGUGCCCCGCCUGUCGCACGCCGGCCACCCAGGCCAUUCAUAUCUUUUCCUAGCGGGUGGACCUCGAUGUGGUCGUGUCCUCCCCGCCCCGGCCCCGCUGGCCGCCACCAGGGCGCCCAGGGUGGGCACGGGCAACAGGGCAGGGCCGGGGUGGGACAGGAGAGGGACGAGGGACGGGGGCUGGGCCAGGGCCGGGGCGCGGGUCGGUUUUCACGGACCAGCUUUAACUCUUGGCGCAGGUGUGGAGACGGCAGACCCCGGGGCACCGCACUCGACAAGUGACAGUAUUGAGUAGACAGGUGAAAAUAAACCAGAGAGAAAAGGUCCGCUUGCACUUUUUAUUUAAGACCGGACCCCCUCCGAGGGUGGUCUUUUUAAAAGGAAAAAAAAAAUUUUUUUUAUCACUCCCGGUGGUCGUUUUGUGCGUGGCAGCCGUGGCCUGUGUCCCGGUUUCAGUGUUUGUUCGGCCGCUGGUCUCAGUACAGACGCUUCCACGAGGAGGGUGCAGACAUUUUUACUCCCUUUUUGGGGCUCAACGUUUACCGUUUUGUACAUCAGCCACGUGCAGCAGCGGGGACGGGGGUGGGGUCCGGGGGUGUCCCAACCAGAAAUUUCUAACUUUUUUUUUUUUAAUUAUUAAUCCCUUCCUACUGCAGUUUCUGUUGUCAUUUUUUAAAU
This is a messenger RNA of Galeopterus variegatus (Sunda flying lemur), 1876 nucleotides long. RefSeq names its product mex-3 RNA binding family member D (gene MEX3D). Lineage: Eukaryota; Metazoa; Chordata; Mammalia; Dermoptera; Cynocephalidae. The record is from RefSeq and is a predicted model, not a curated record. Bases 1 to 1251 code for a protein of 416 amino acids. Gene Ontology annotation, molecular function: RNA binding. The transcript is spliced from 3 exons.